CAAACAUGCAAGAUACGCUAUAAGACAGAAAGUAUCAAAGCUACUGCCGACGUUAUUUACUCGCAACCAGCUAGAGUGGGUCUUUGGGCUUUAUAAUGAUAUGAGUGAAAGCGUUCUUAGCGACUAUGGGUCAGAGGAUAUUGCCCAGACAGUAGCUAUCCUUACACAACUCAAGUCUGAAAAUGUAGACCUUAAGCGUAACUUCGAGAACUUGAAAGGGCUGCACGUGCGUCUUAACGAGACGUAUAAGGGGCUCCAAAAUCGUUACACGGCGUUGUACGAUGAACGGACGAACGUUGAAAAGCAGUACCAGUCGCUGUGCGAGUCAUGGCGUGUCGAGCUGGAGGAGAAGCAGCGGCAGCUGGAGGCGGCAAAGGCGCAAAUUCUUGGGCCCAGGGACAUGGACGUGCUGCGAGUGAAGCUGCUGGAGGAGUUGGAGGCGCCGUACCGGGCAAAGUGCGACAACCUAACAAAGGAAGCCGAGUCCUCCCACCAGGCCUACCUCAAGCUGCGGAGGGAGUACGAGGAGCUGCAGAACACCUACCGCAGCCUGGAGGUGCGCACCGUGGGCGAGCAGGAGGCCCACCGGCUGGAGCACACGGCGCUGGUGCGCGAGCUGCGGGACAAGACGGGGCAGAUUACACAGCUGCAGGGCAAGCUGACCUCCUGCGAGAGCGCCGUUCGCUCGCUGCAGCGGGAGGUGGAGGCGGCGCGCUACUCGGGGGCGCAGAUGAAGCAGGAGCUGGAGGAGGUGCGCCGCGCCAAGGAGAAGGCGGUGGUGGAGCGCGAGGCGGCUGCGGUGCAGGCCGACAAGAAGGUCAAGGCGGCGGAGGAGGAGGCGGCGCAGCUGAUGUCGUACGUGGAGAGCGUGUCGCGCAAGAACCGGCACCUGGUGCAGGAGCUGGCGGAGAGCCAGAGGGCGGCGGAGGACCUGUUUGCGGCGAAUGUGCGGUUGCAGAGCUCCCAGACGCAGCUGCAGUCUCAGCUGGACAGCUGUGUGCGGCUGUCGGCUGCCGAGAAGGCCGCGCUGGUGGCGGAGCAGGAGGAGGCGGUGCGGCGGCUGGAGGAGCGGCUGGCGGCGGCGGCGGGGGAGGCGGCCAAGCGGGAGAGCGCGGCGGCGGAGGCCAAGCUGGCCAUGCAGGAGGAGCUGUCCAAGCAGCACUCCGUCUGGGAGUCCAAGCUAUCCGAGGAGCGGCGUGCUGCGGCGGAGCGGCUGCGGGAGGUGAUGGACGGCAAGGCGGAUGCGGCGGAGCGGGCGGCGGCGCAGCUGCGGGCGGUGGAGGAGCGGUGCCGUGAGGGCGAGGCGGCGCUGCGUGCGGCUCAGAGCGAGGCGGAGGCACACGCGCGGGAGGCCGCCGCGGAGGGGCAGCGCGCGGAGGGGCUGGCCAAGCAGCUGGCGGAGGCGAGUGCGGCCGGGGAGGCGGCCCGGGGGGAGCUGGCGGAGAUCAAGUCUGAGCUGCUGCGCUGUCAGCUGCAGUGCCAGCAGCUCUCCGAGCGGCGGGCCGAGCUGGAGCAGCGGCUGCGGGCGGCGGAGGAGGCGACCGUGCAGGUGCGGGCUGCUCGGGACGCGCUGGCGGCGGAGUUGGAGGCGGCGAGGCGGGAGGCUGAGGAGGAGCGGUCGGGUGCGGCACGUGCGGCGGAGGCAAGCAGGUCCGCCUGGGCGAUAGAGAAGGCCGCCAUCGCGAAGCGCUACCAGUCCGCCAUGAAGGAGCAGGCGGCGCGUCACGAGGCGGAGCUGCGCAAGCUGAAGCGCAAGGCCCGCGGGGCGCAUGCGGCGGUGGCGGCGCUCACGGAUGAGGUGGCGGACCUCAAGUUCAAGGCAGCGGAGGCCAAGCACGUGAACCACAUGUCCGAGAUCCUCUACCUCAACACCGGCGGCAGCACCGGCGCGCGAGCAACCAGCCCCUACCGCGACAUGCCGCCCUCCUCGGCACUGCCGUACAGCUCUGCCGGCGGCGCCUUCGGCUACGGCUACCUGGGCAGUGGCGGCGGCGCGAGACCAACAACAGCGCCGUCGUACAUGCAGCCGGCGGCGGCGGCGACAACGCUAACGGGUGGCGGCGCCGCUGCCUCCGCCAUGGGGGCGCUGCGGCCGCAUCGGUCGACGGCGGGAGCGGAGGGGCAGGGUACGGAGGGCGGUGGUGGUGGUGGUGCGGUGGGGGCCAGUAGUGGAGGCAGCGGGGCGGCGGCGGUGGGUGCGGACCUGCUGGGUAGCAUGGCUGCACUGAAGCAGCGGCAGCAGGAGUACAUGGACGCUGCGAAACUGGGGGUGCAGCCCUAGGGGGAGGAGGUGGCGAUAGGAGGUGCUGGGAGCGGCAGCAGGAAGAAGACAAGUGGGUUGUGUCUGGGGCCUGCCAAGACAAGGGCGGAUGGACGUGGGAUAUGGCAUGUGUAAAUAGGGAGACGUGUAGCAGUAUCGGUAAAAUUAGUGAAGGUGCGUGGGGAAUGCGGGCGGAGUAUUUCCCAGUAACAAGUACCACGCGCAACGACGAAUAUGACAUGCAUGGUUGGUCAAGCGGUCCAAAGCGAUCCUGUAUGUUGACCCAUGCCACUAUGAGCUGCGGGCUGGGGCGUGGGUGACCUUGGGAUGCGUGCGAACGUGGGGUGCGGGAAGCGGAACUGGUUUCUCGCCAUUCCCCAGCCGUUUGACAAGACGCACGGUACUGAGGACGUGAUCCUGGGUAUGUGGGUUUUGCAUCUCUUGAGGACGAAAGGUAGACACGGUGGCUGGCGCGUACCUCUAUGCGGUCGGGGGUCUAUGACGCCAUGGGGCUCCUCAUCUACACGUUGUACAUAAGUUCCCCCUGAUUCCCUUUGGUUUGGUUACAUAGCUGUAGCAUACUGUAAUGUACAUUUCACGACGCG
Messenger RNA from Astrephomene gubernaculifera, 2865 nucleotides. Lineage: Eukaryota; Viridiplantae; Chlorophyta; Chlorophyceae; Chlamydomonadales; Astrephomenaceae. The record is from the annotation of a GenBank genome assembly.